UAAAAUGGAGGUGAUAUGCUCCUGAUGUUUGUGUGUCUUUCAGAGCAGUGCAAUACCGAAACUCGUCUUGUUGAGGAAAAAAUAUCAGCUUUUACUGCAAGAACUGUAAAGCCCGAGGAAAACAAAGAUGAUGACGACGACUCUGUAGCUGAUUUUCUCAAUAGUGACGAGGAACAGGACAGAGUUUCUUUGCAGAAUUUAAAGAAUUUAGGGGAGUCUGCAGCAUUAAGAAGCUUACUGCUCAAUCCACACCUUAGACAGUUGAUGGUCAGCCUCGAUCAGGGGGACGACAAGGCCAAGCUCAUGAGAGCCUGCAUGCAGGAGCCCUUGUUUGUGGAGUUUGCCGACUGCUGUUUAAGCAUCGUGGAACCAUCCCAGAAUAAGGAUCCUUAAAAUGGAUUGUGGUGCUGCUUGCUCCUUCUCCCAGGAGACCAGCUAAUGUGGGGCCCCAAGCAAGGGCAGUGUUUCCAGGACGAAGACCUGCUGGUGUAGGGUAGGUCAUGCGAGUCUUCACCUCCAUUGCUGUGGGCUUAGGUGUCAGACAGAUGGGGGCACUCAAGUGGCACACUUUCAAAUGGUUGUUUUUAAGUUAUUUAUUUUUGGUACAGUUAAGGUAGAUAUCGUGAGAUAAUUUAUCAAGUUUCACACUUGUUUGAGUGAAAACUUGCUCAGUGUUACUAAAUAAAAUCAAGGUGUGGUUCUGUG
Molecule: messenger RNA, 705 nt
Organism: Myotis brandtii (Brandt's bat)
Lineage: Eukaryota; Metazoa; Chordata; Mammalia; Chiroptera; Vespertilionidae
Gene: ZNHIT3
Product: zinc finger, HIT-type containing 3
Exons: 3
Coding region: 16-393 (125 amino acids)
Molecular function (GO): protein binding
Source: RefSeq, a predicted model, not a curated record